This is a messenger RNA of Brassicogethes aeneus, 787 nucleotides long. NCBI's taxonomy places the organism in Eukaryota, Metazoa, Arthropoda, Insecta, Coleoptera, Nitidulidae. The record is from the annotation of a GenBank genome assembly.
GACCAAACCCACUUUUAGGUUAGUCAUGUCCGUCAAUUUUUGACAGUGUUGAUAAACAACGCCUAAUUUUUAAGUUUUCUUUAGUAUUAUUACAAAAAUGUCGCAUAAAUUAUUUUAUGCGCUAUCCAGUGUCUUGGUAGUGCUUAGUUUUAUAGCAUUUGGUGAGGCUGUUAGAUGCUAUCAGUGUAGUUCCAAUGAGGAUCCUAAAGGUUUUGAUAACUGUGCAGCAUAUAAAAAGUUUGACAAGAGAAAUCAUAUAGCUAUUGAGUGUAAUAGCGAGGAAAGUCAUAUGCCUGGUACUUUUUGUGUGAAAGUGGUACAGCAGAGUCCCAAAGGCUUUAUUUGGGAUGGUCGUUGGAGACAAGUUAUUAGACGAUGUGCUUCAGUUGCUGACACUGCCGUUACAGGGGUUUGUAACUGGGGUGUUUAUGAAAACGCUGUCUACUGGGAGGAAUGUUAUUGCUCCGAGGAUGAAUGUAAUUCAGCCAACAAAAUAACAUCGCUUAAUAUAUUAGGUUUUACAACUAUCUUAAUUUUAAUUUUAAAAGUAUUUGUUUAAACCAACUUUUUGGGUUUAAUUUUGUAAAUCAUGACUAUAUUACGAACGAACUUUUAUGUAUGUAAAUAGGUUUGACAAUUUUUGAAUCUCUUUAAAUAAUUGUAUGUUUUUAUGUGUUCAAAUAGUAUUUAUUAGGUUUUAAAAAACGUCCAAAACAAACUUAAUUCCGUCCAAAAUAUUUAUAAAACUUAAAUAUUGUUUGUAUUUUUAUAGGUGUUAAAAUUUUUU